Molecule: messenger RNA, 614 nt
Organism: Mucor mucedo
Lineage: Eukaryota; Fungi; Mucoromycota; Mucoromycetes; Mucorales; Mucoraceae
Product: translationally controlled tumor protein
Exons: 3
Coding region: 41-547 (168 amino acids)
Cellular component (GO): cytoplasm
Molecular function (GO): calcium ion binding
Source: RefSeq, a predicted model, not a curated record
UGUUUCAUCUUUGGUUUUAUUCUUCCAUCCAUCACUAAAUAUGCUUUUGUUCCGUGAUAUUCUUGCCGGCGAUGAGUUAUUCUCUGACGCUUACCCCAUCACUGAAAUUGAUGAUGUUGCCUAUGAAGUCGAUUGUGCCAUGAUCAAUGUUGCCGAUGGUGAAGUUGAUAUCGGAGCUAACCCUUCUGCUGAAGGUGGUGACGAAGAGGCUGCUGAGGAUACUGCCCAAACUGUUAACAACGUUGUUUACUCUUUCCGUCUCACCGCCACCAGCUUCGAUAAGAAGUCUUACAUGACCUACAUCAAGGGUUACAUGAAGGCUCUUAAGGCUAAGUUGAACGAGAAGUCCCCCGAGCGUGUUCCCAUCUUUGAAAAGAAUGCCACCACUCUUAUCAAGAAGAUCUUGGGUAACUUCAAGGACUACGAAUUCUAUAUUGGAGAAUCCAUGGAUCCCGAUGGUAUGGUCGCUUUGUUGAACUACCGUGAAGAUGGUGUCACUCCUUACUUCACUUUCUUCAAGGAUGGUCUUAUCCAAGAGAAGCUCUAAAUUGUUUUAUUUUUUUUUCAUUUCAUUUUACUUAAUAAAAAAAAAUAUAACCAUUUGUAACAAAUAA